Messenger RNA from Triticum dicoccoides, 3480 nucleotides. RefSeq names its product putative disease resistance protein RGA3. The transcript has a single exon. NCBI's taxonomy places the organism in Eukaryota, Viridiplantae, Streptophyta, Magnoliopsida, Poales, Poaceae. The record is from RefSeq and is a predicted model, not a curated record. Gene Ontology annotation, molecular function: ADP binding. The coding region runs from base 7 to 3480 and encodes 1157 amino acids.
AAGAUCAUGGCAGAGUCAUUACUUCUCCCUUUGGUGCGCGGUGUGGCCGGCAAAGCCGCAGACACAUUGGUCGAGACUGUGACCCAGAUGUGUGGCCUUGACAAUGACCGCAGAACGCUAGAGCGCCAGCUGCUAGCCGUUGAGUGCAAGCUGGCCCAUGCUGAGGAGUGGAGCGAGACAAAUAGCUAUGUCAAGAGUUGGAUGAAGGAGCUCAAGUCCGUAGCCUACGAGGCUGACGACGUGCUGGACGACUUCCAGUACGAGGCACUGCGCCGCAAGUCUAAGAUUGGCAAGUCCACUACCCACAAGGUACUCGGCUACAUCACGGACCGCAGCCCGCUGCGCUUCCGUUUUGAAAUGAGCAAGAAACUCAAGACCGUCCUUGCGAAGAUCAACAAGUUGGUUGAGGAGAUGAACAAGUUUGGCCUGGAGAAUUCUGUUAGUAGGGUGGAGCGGCAACAUCCUUGCCGGCAGACGCACUCAAAACUGGAUUGGUCUACCAAGAUCUUUGGAAGAGAUGAUGAUAAGGAGGAGGUGGUGAAGUUGCUGCUGGAACAGCAAGAUCAGCAGCAGGUGCAGGUGCUGCCCAUAUUUGGGAUGGGAGGUCUUGGCAAGACGACUCUUGCUAAGAUGGUGUACAAUGACCAACGGGUCCAACAACAUUUCCAGUUGAACAUGUGGCACUGUGUGUCGGACAACUUUGAUGCCAUUGUUCUUGUGAAAUCCGUUAUUGAAUUGGCUACGAAUGGAAGUUGCAACCUACCUAACAACAUCGAAUUAUUGCAAAAGCGGCUUGAGGAAGUCAUUGGCCAAAAAAGGUUUAUGCUCGUGCUUGAUGAUGUGUGGAAUGAAGAUGAGAGGAAGUGGGAGGAUGCUUUGAAGCAUCUUUUGUGUUCUAUUGGUGGACUAGGAAGCGUAAUAGUCGUCACAACUCGAAGCCAAAAAGUGGCCUCCAUAAUGCAGACCCUUCGACCGCAUGAUCUAGCAUUUCUAAGUGAACAAGAUUCAUGGGAAAUGUUUGCACAAAAAGCAUAUAGCAACAGUGUAGAGGAAGAGCAAGCAGAGUUAGUCACCAUCGGAAGGCGUAUAGUCAACAAAUGUGGGGGGUUGCCUCUUGCUCUCAAGACAAUGGGUGGAUUGCUGAGUUCGAAGCAACAAGUACAUGAAUGGAAGGCCAUCGAAGAAAGUAACAUUGGGGAUAAUGAUAGAGGCAAAUACGAGGUCAUGCUCGUACUGAAGUUAAGCUAUAGACACCUAUCAUCUGAAAUGAAACGAUGUUUUGCAUUUUGUGCAAUUUUUCCCAAGGAUUAUGAGAUGCAGAAGGAUAUGUUGAUCCAACUAUGGAUGGCAAAUGGUUUCUUUCAAGAAGAGGGAACCAUAGUAUUAAGACAGAAAGGAGAAAUCAUUUUUGAUGAGUUGGUUUGGAGGUCCUUCCUCCAAGAUAAGAAAGUGGUACUCAAAUCUAUUGUCUAUGGCGAUAACCAAAAAUACGAGACAAUAGUAUGUAAAAUGCAUGACUUAAUGCAUGAUCUAGCAAAAGAUGUCACAGAUGAAUGUGCAAGUAUAGAAGUACUGACUCGGAAGAAAGCAUUGUUAAAAGAUGUUUGUCACAUGCAAAUGUCAAAGUAUGACUUGGAACGAAUAAGUGGGUUACACAAAGGCAGAACAUACCUCCGUACUUUGUUAGCUCCUUCAGAAUCAAGCGAUGAUUAUUAUUUUUAUCAUUAUUUUAAGUCACACAAGGAUUUUGAAGAGAUGCUACAAGUAUCAACAUCACUAAGAGCAUUGAAUUGCUCCACUUCUCCAGUAGCCAUUUGCAAGGCCAUAAAUGCGAAACAUUUACGAUAUCUUGACCUCUCUGGGUCUAACAUUGUUUUGUUGCCAGAUUCAAUAUGCUUGUUGUAUAACUUGCAAACAUUGAGGCUCAUACAUUGCCAGAAGCUGCGGCGGUUACCAGAAGACAUGGCAAGACUGAGAAAGCUCAUCCAUCUUUAUCUUUCUGGUUGUGAUCAUCUCGAAAGUAUGUCUCCAAACUUUGGUCUACUGAACAACCUUUACAUAUUAACAACAUUUGUUGUGGAUACUGGAGAUGGCCUUGGAAUAGAGCAGCUCAAAGACAUGCAAAAACUUAUCAAUAGGUUGGAACUAUUGAAUUUGAGCAACAUAAUGAGUGGGGAAAAUGCAAAAGAAGCAAAUCUCAGCCAGAAGCAAAAUCUAAGUGAGUUGAUGUUCUCCUGGGAUCGAGAAAUGAAUGAUGAGCCUACAUGUGUGGAAGAAGUGCUCCAGUGUUUAGAACCUCAUAGUAAUAUCCAAAAGUUGGAGAUACGUGGAUAUGGUGGCCUAGAAAUAUCAGUGUGGAUGAAAAAUCGUCAGAUGUUUAACUGCUUGAGAGAACUUGAAAUGUCCAACUGCCCAAGAUGCAAGAGUAUACCUGUAGUGUGGCACUCAGCCUCUCUAGAGAUUUUGUCCUUACAGAAGAUGGAUAACUUGAUCACAUUAUGUAAUAGUCUUGAUGUGGGAGCUGGAGAACGCGUUACCGCUCUGCAAAUUUUCCCAAAGUUGAAGAAGAUGAGGCUGAUUGAGUUACCAAGGCUGGAGAUGUGGGCAGAAAAUAGUGUGGGAGAGCCUAGUGGUAGCUUGGUAAUGUUCCCGAUGCUCGAAGAGGUAACAAUUAACAAUUGCCCAAAGCUUGCAAGUAUUCCAGUAAUCCCUAUUGUUAGUGAGUGCAGAAGAGAUGGAGUUAACAGUACCACAGUCAGUUCAGUUUUUGUGAGGAUCUGUUCGGGAUUUUGGCGACGAUUUCUCGGCAGCUUAACUCUUGGGUCUCCGAAAGACACAACCAUGUUGCCUCUAGACACCCAGCAAAGCCAAAGCCAAAGAUCUCUUGAAAAACUUAAGUGUUUGACUUUGGAAGGCCCCAACAGCUUGGUCAUAGGCUCUGGAUUGUCCAGAUCACACCUUAUGCUUUGGAAAUGCUUUUCUUUUGUGGAAGAGCUGACGAUUGAGGGAUGCAGCAAUCUUGUCCGCUGGCCAACAGAGGAGUUCCGGUGCUUGGUUCGCCUCCACGGUCUGUGUAUCAAAAAUUGUGACAACCUGGAGGGGAACACUUCAUCGUCUAAGGAGGACACCCUUCCACUGUCCCUAGAGGAAUUGCUGAUUUCAUACUGCAGAAGAUUGGUCAAGCUACCUCCAAACCUUGGAAAUCUGGCCAAGCUGAGGGGUCUUUAUGUGUGUGGCUGCAGUAGCCUAAAAGCGCUGCCUGAUGGGAUGUGUGGCCUCGGUUCUCUUAGGCAAUUGAAGAUUUGGGAUUGUCCAGCUAUGGAAGAAUUCCCGCAUGGUCUCCUGGAGCGGUUGCCAGCCCUCGAAUACUUAAGCAUAGAAGACUGCCCGGAGUUGGGACGACGAUGCAGAGAAGGUGGAGAGUAUUUCCACUUGGUCUCUACUGUCCCGCACAAGUGGAUACCGUCAACUUAUUUUUGA